Mytilus trossulus (common blue mussel) is the source of this 1514-nucleotide messenger RNA. RefSeq names its product growth hormone secretagogue receptor type 1-like. Gene Ontology annotation, biological process: neuropeptide signaling pathway. Gene Ontology annotation, cellular component: plasma membrane. Bases 260 to 1438 code for a protein of 392 amino acids. The transcript has 2 exons. Gene Ontology annotation, molecular function: neuropeptide receptor activity. The record is from RefSeq and is a predicted model, not a curated record. NCBI's taxonomy places the organism in Eukaryota, Metazoa, Mollusca, Bivalvia, Mytilida, Mytilidae.
GAGAUAAACGGUUGAUAUCGCUACUUCAUUCAUCUUUGUAAGACUAUGACAUUGAGGUUUUAUGUGACAAGUAUUACGUCGCUGCCUCUCUUUUUUUUAUUGUUUGUUUGAAUUCGAUAUUUUCAAUAUUCGGAGGUCUUAAAAUUUUAACCAUUGGCAGUAUUUUAUAUGCAUUUGUGAUUUAGUGUGUUGAAUACUUUUGAACACAAAUAUAAAUCAAUUAGUCAGUUUUGUAUGUGAUACGUAAACUGUAAUCAGUAUGGUGAACAAAGGCAUGUUGCUAGAAGAACUGAAUCACGAAGAAGAGAAGCAAUAUGUUGGUGGAGUUAUAUUUGUUUCAAUUAUUAUGAUUAUUGGAAUAAUCGGUAAUUUGCACGUAUUUUUCGUCUAUACAUUCCGAAUAAAACCAUCAAAUCAUCGAAUUUUCAUUUUAUCAUUAGCUGUGUUAGAUAUGAUAACUUGUAUUGUCGGUAUGCCUUUCAUCAUUGUUGAUCUGAGAAAUCCGUUGACAUUCACGAUGGUAUCAGCCUGCAAAGUCUUACGAUUCGUCAACUAUUUCAUCUGUAUAUCAUCAGCCUUGAUCUUAACAGUCAUUGCAAUAGAUAGAUACCGAAAGAUAUGUGUUCCUCUUGGUAAACAGAUUUCAAGACGAAUAGCCAAGGUUUUGAUCUUGUUUUGUCUUGGAACAUCCAUGGUUCUAUCCUGGCCAGCACCAGUACUGUAUGGACAUAGUUCCGUUAAUACCACAAAUCCAAACAUUACAGGAGUCCGAUGCUUCACUGAAGAUCAAUUCAAUAAUACCAAAUUCCAAGCUUAUUUCAACGCAGUUUUAAUUUUACUUGUAUUUGUGGUCUUUGGUAUACUAUUAGUGUUGUACAGUCUUAUUGGAAGGGUUAUAUCUAAACAUACGACAUUUAAAGUUCCAGUUCCAGUUGCAACCAGUUCAGAUUCUCCCAAACAUAAAAUGACAGAUUCAACAGAUAACAGUUCUGAAGACAAGCCUGUUUUUAAAGGCGAAACUGUGAUGAAGAACAUAAAAAGAGCCAAUUUAAAGGAAAAUGAAUUGAUAGAUCUUCCCAUGGCUUCAACAGAUUCUUUAUCGGUUAUUGGAACAAAUCAUACACCUGGUAUACUUGAUAAGAAAAAACAUGAAAAGUCUAAGUUUGACAGAGCAAAACGGACUACGUUUAUGUUUUUUCUCAUCACUGCAUUUUUCUUCAUAAGUUAUUUCCCUCAUUUAACUCUGCAAAUCUUUGCAUUUGUUAAAACAGGGUUUGUGUCUAAUAUGUCCUUCAGUGGGAAAGUACUUUACAAUACUUUUCUUUGGUGUUUUUUCAUUAAUAAUACGUCAAAUUGUUUUGUUUACGGAUUUUGUGACACUCGAUUUAGAACAGAGGUGAAGAAAAUAUAUAACACACUUUUUUGUAGAAAAAGAUAGAAGAAAUGAGACGCUGGUAUUGAAUAAUCUUUUGUACCCUAUUAAAAAUCUUUGAAAAUCUUUAAGUUGUUCAGAA